AUGAAAUUUACGAGGUAUCGGAGCGCGCGAUUUUUUAUUCAUCAAGUACAGACGACAUGUGUGGGGGUGCAUGAUUAUUAACUCCAGUUUUGCGCGCGCAUUGAUGACUAUCUACAAUUCUCGAUGUUGCUUUAACGUACAUUACCGUGAUAACUCCACCGACGUCCAUUAAAUCAUGUUAACUCGGGAUGCCAAAGUGCAUUAGAAAGUGAUAUUUUUUAUUUAAUUGUUGGCCGGUGGGAGAAUUUGAUUUGGAGCAAAUUGAAAAGGGUUCAGUUUCGAAGCAGAAUAGAAUGGGUAUACAUACAGGAUUUAUUGCUUGCACGAUCGGACUGUCCCUGGCCUUCCUCACAUUAAAUGGUAUUCAUGUAGACGGUGGCCAAACAAAGGAUGUAGGAUGCGACUUGAAGAAAGACCCUGAGGGAUGUGAACAGGAAUCGUGUUCAUCAUUGGUUCCUUCAUCGUGCAUCAACGGGGAGUGUCGAGACGGUGUGUGCCACUGUAACCCCUGCUGGGAUGGGUCAAAGUGCGACAGAUACGUCAACAAACACGCUCCCAUUCUCCAGUCAAUAGCCGACAUAGCCAUCCCUCGCAGCCACCUCACCAAUCCAUCAUGGCGAACAAGCGUGCUUGGUUACGCCAUAGCAACAGAUGACGAUCGUGACGUUCGCUGCCGUGGCACGAUCAAAUGCACAUGCGCAGAUCUUGUUUACUCCGUCCACGAGAGAGAAGGGAAAGAGAGUGAUCUUUUCAAGAUCGAUGCCGAUGGCUCCCUUCACGUACGUCAAGAUCAGACGCGGGAAUUCUCCGAUAAAUACCUGCUUACGAUUAGGGUGUCGAACCCUGACGAUCCGCGAUAUUCCGAACAGCAUUUUCGAGUGUUGGUGCUCGAUGUCGACAACGACAUGGACGAUGAUGAGGAUGAGAUACAUCAUCGAUUUCGACGAGCUGAAGUUGCUGAUGCGGAUCUAACCGAAGUCAAUGAGAACAACACGAUUGAAUUCACACUGGCCCCUGUCUCCGUGGAGGCUAACGGAACCAAACUCGAGGCCGGCAUCAAAGUCAUCUUCAGUCUCACAAUGGAUAUCCCUUGGGGUACCUACGCUGAGGACGUCAAGGUUGAACUCUAUGCCGAGGAAGGUAAUUUCACCUUCGGUAUCCUCUGCCCUCCCAGCGUGACGCAGGCGGGAUCAAACAUCGCCUACGAGACGGCCACACCGUCCUACGAUUACGACGCCGAUAACCCUUUCAUGGCUACAGGUGCGUACCUCAGUCUGGGCAGGGUGACCAACAAUAAUGCCAGCAUUGUCGAAGGGACGUCGUCGAUCACCAUCGAGUUCUCCUUGACCGUCCUCAACGACAGCCGUGCCGGGUUCAGUGACUCCGAGCUUCGUUGGAUCACAGCCGGCGUGGAGUUUGCCAAUGGGGUGUUACUAUGGGUGGGACAGUUGGGUUAUUACCUCCAAGCCGCAACCACCAAUGAAUACGAUCCGAGUACAGUCACCAUAACCCCAGCAAACCCCAGCAUCAACAAAUUAGACUUCGGUGUCUUCACGCUCUCUAUGAAUAUUUAUGACAUGACAAGUGACGUCACUGUUCGGGUUUUCGGUAGCCCAGACAAAGAGGGCGUUGCAAGCAUCUGUGGUAUAGGUGUGCGCUCUUACGGCAACGGGUUUUGCCUUCAGAACGAGGACGUCGUCGCUUCGUACGUCGCCGACGAUGUUUAUAAAAACAACAAGGAAGCCACCUUUCCAUUUAACUCCAUCAUCAACGGAGGAGCGUUGAAUGAUGCAGUCGAUAGCGAAAUUACCAUGGAUGUCAUCGUACGAUUGCCUAGCAACGACCAAGCCAUCGUUAGCACCAGUUAUCCAGUCGGUAUAUCCGUCCUUAUCAAUGAUAUCGAAACGAAUGCUUCGACUACCUUCACGGCAGCUGCUGAGGAUAGUACGAUCACGACUGGCGGUACAUUUGUCAUCAACUCUGCGACUGCUCAAGUGAGUGACGUAAUUGCGGGCGGUUCGUUCCCAGUCCGCGUCAGGCUCACGAUCCCAACCGGCAAGUACGACCUGACACUGGAGGCCGCUAUCACAUCACCAGCGGGAUCGUCGUCCCCGUCAAUGUGUCGUACGACCGUCUAUUCGUCCGGCUACAACCUUCCCUGUAUCUCUUCGACGUGCCCCGACUGUUCCAACGACAUCACGGCGAUGAAUGGAGCUGUGACGACGUCUUUGAACCUUGGCAUGAUCAAGAAUGAGAAUUUGCGAGCGGAUUCAAGCAAUAACAAGGCGACGUUCGAUGUGUGGGUUGGGAUUCCAUCCAGCGUCGCGAUCGGCCCGGUCGACGUCGAGUUUACGCUGAAGUCCUCGACCGUGGUGGUGGGGAGUCCGGAGAGUGCCUCGGUGAACGUCAUCAGCACUAUUCCAGCUGAUCAGGAUGGUAAAAGUCUGACUUUCACUUCAAGUCUUUUAUGUGCCAAUUCUUGUACUCUGGCAAACGGAGCCGUGGGCACACUCAGAGUUACCGUCGCUGUCCCUACUAUGAGCACCUUUUCCAAUAUCAGAUUCGCGGUCACGUCCCAGGUCAUCGGUGAUGUCGAACGCGUCGGGCUCUGUGACGCCAAGAUCAGCAGCGCGGCGAUCGAGCUGGGAUGCCUUCCGUAUACGACGGACAGCAUUGAGGAGACAAAGACCUCGGCGGCUGGAUCAUCAUUAAUCGACGAAACUCUCACGUUCGAAACCGGCAUCGUCUCGAACCUAGACCAGAAUAUCACCGGGGAGUUCAUUGUCGACAUCCUCUUUCGUCGCAUGGUCGUCGAUUUGGUUGACGUGGAUGCCGCACGGACUAUCGACCUGAAUGUGUACGUCAAUGAUGAGGCGAGUGCUUCCCACACGUUCCAGGCCUCGGUGGUUGGAACCGAAGAUUUGUCCACAUGGGAUGCCACACCGCCGACCGACCCCGUCUCCAUUGUCUCGUCUGUGACGUCACCUAACGACGGUGCUGUUGCACCCGGCACCCUAGCAACCGUCAAUAUCACCCUUACGAUGGAGGCGGCCACCAGCUACGCGUACUCUGUCGACGUCGACGUUAAUUCUAAUACGCUGAACAUCAUAUCCUUAGAAGGCGAUGUUGGUGGCUCCGAUAUACCAUGCGGUGAUCCAGUCUUCACGGAUGCGACGUUGACGUCGCUCAAUGAUGAAAAGACGAAACAGCAGGCGACGCUCGACCUGGGAGUCGUCAGCGCUUCAAUGACGUCAUCUUCAUCACUGAGCCUGAGUUUGCUGGUGCAGCUGAGUGGGGAUCGGGCCCUGGUUGCUGAUGGGUCACAGCAUCCUAUAAAUGUGGUCGUCAAAUCGCAGUCUGAUACGACACUCGACACUGAAAUCAUCAACAUCGGUGCCGACUAUGCCGCGGCCGCAGCGCUGACGGCUGUCUUGCCGACAUCGCACACGGUAGUGUAUGAUACGGUUACAUCACAGGAAAUCGAGAUCGGAAAAGAGUCUUCGUUCACCCAAUCGAUAACGUUGAGCAGCGGCACAACGCUGGGAUAUAGAUUGGUAUUCGUCUCGAAUGUGACAUGGUUCGAGUUUACCGAGAUCACCCUAGGAACGAUCGGGGCAGAUUUAGGGGGAUUUACCGCGCCUGAUCUCAGUCCUGAUCCCGCUCUACCACAAACAUCAUUGACAGCUGAUCUUGGUUUUAUUGCUUGUUUAGGAUCUGACUGUCAGAUCGAGUUUUACGUGACGGUUAAAGCGCGCAAUGAUUCCGGAGCGAUGCACGGUGAUGUGGUUCAGAUGGAUGCCAAUGUAAAUGUCUACACAGGAGAUAGUACCGAGUCGCAAGACGUUCAGAACCUCAUAUUUUACGCCAUCAAUUCAACUUUUAUCAGGAAUUACACGAGUACCUUUGAUCUGACCUGCCCUGAUUCAGCCACAACCAUGACACCAGGCGAGAGGGCGAUGUGCAACAUUACCAUCGAUGUCAUUGACCAGGACGUUGAAUCGGAGGUGGAGGUCGUCACGACGCUCAACAUCUCCUACGUCGGCAUGGUGGUGAGGAGCUUAGCCGUCGUCGAAGUCGGUAGCAACAUCGUGAGCGACCUCGGGAAUCUGCUGUCCCAGACACCGAUCUUCACCAGUCAUGUCAAUGAAAACAGCACCCAGAAGGAUCGCGUCAAGCUCUCCCUAGGGCGUCUGCAUAAUAACGAUAUCGACAACGCGGCUGCAAACGACCCGGAUCACCAGAUCGUCAUCGGUGUCGAGAUACAGCUUACGGAUUCGGAGGAAGUGGUAGAAGGGUCUCAGCAUAUACUCUCAGCGGGGGUGGCCUUUGAUGCGGCUUAUGUAUGGGUCUCGAACAUGUAUAUCGAGGCCAGUCGAAGCGGCACCGAGCAACCCGACCUCUCGAUCACCUACAGCAUGAUGGGGGAUACGUCAAAUCUUGUAGCCGGCGAAACAGUGACGUACAGAAUAGGGUUGAACCACUCAGACGUGUCUUCAGCCGAGUGCAACAACGUUGAACUUCGUUUGUUGCUCCCACCAUACAUAGACUACCAAUCAAUAAUAGAAGAUGGUGCACAUGAUGUCAGUUACCCUAUCGCUAUUGACGCUUCAGCUGGGUUGACAUUUCAACUGACAAAGGUUUACUUUACCGACAUCAUCGCAUUCGAUGUUGCAUGUACAAUCAGUUCAAGCUACGCAUUCAAGGGGAAAACGAGUUGGAGCGCGAGCUCGCCUCUUCAAAUCUCAUACAGUACGUUUGACCGAAGCGGUGUCAGCAUCACCGAUGGUCCCACGGUCAUCGCAUUCGAAGAGGCCACAUACUCGCUUACGGCUUCGUCACCGGUCUCGACCAGUUCUCUCCCGACUGCUGUAUGUGCCUCACCCGUGGCUCUGGGUGUCAGAGACAGGAUGGUGGUAAAGGACUGUCAGAUACAAGCUUCUUCAGAACCAAACCCAGAGGCUGCAGCCGCAAAUGCUCGUCUUAAUGGAGUUGGUUGGAAAACUGAAGCCCGAGCAGGAGAUUAUCUCUACGAUCGUUUCCUCAAAAUCGAUUUGGGACGCAGGGUGGCGUUAUCGCGUCUGGAUACGCAAGGAGGAGCAAGAGCCGCCACCGCAACCGAGGUCGCAUUCGAAGGCGACAUCGGAAAGUUCGAAGUUCUCUACAGCACCGAUGAUGUGGUCUACCGGAGAGCACUGGCUACCGACGGCACGUUCGAGUUUGACCAUUCGUCAUCUUCAACACCGGAUUAUAAUCGAAUAUCUGAGCACCAUCUUCAGUCGCCGGUCGAAGCUCGUUACGUCAUCAUUCGUCUCACCGAGUACGACUUCACCAAUGCGGGUCACCUCUAUAAUGUACUCCGAACCGAGUUAUACGGCUGUGGCCUGCAGGCCAUACAAACUGAUGUUUGCAAGGAGACGACAGUGUCCCCCUCUCUGGAUGACACUCGCGGUGUAUUAAUCCAUAGCACUGAUCAGGAUGCCUUCAUCUGCGACACAAAGACUCGCAGAAAGAGCGGCCUGCAGAGGGAUCUUGACAGUCAGACACUUGUCAUUAACAAUAAACUCCCAGACACUGUUUGUAGCAUCAAGAGAGCCGCCCCUUCAUCUCAGUGGUCAGUCUUACCCGACCAAGUGCGACAAGUGAUCGGUUACGCUGCGGCAGACGACACCCUCUACGCCAUAGGGCGCGAUUCGUCGGCCGUAUACUACAUGAAGAGUACAGAUGACGGGUUGUCUUGGACACCCAUUCCUCCCAGUGAGUGGCAGGCGGCCGUUAUCACAACGAACGUAACCAAAGUGCCCCUGGAGUCUGCAGACGAUCCUAUCUUCAGUACGAUUUUAUCCGCGGAUCCCGACCAGUUAGUUCGCUUUGAUGGUAUUUACUCUGAUGAUGGCACCACCCAAACCAAAUGGGUUGGGUGGAACCAGUGUUGUCAGAAGGACUGCUAUCUGGAGGGCAACACCAUCUGUUAGUCGAGAGACUAUGGACACAUCAUCAUCUACAGACAUCAUCACAUCAAUGUCUUAAAAUCUACAUCUACCAUUUCUUACCCUUGUCUGCAUCUUGUAUUUCAAUUAUAUAUCAGAUCUCGUGCUGUGCCAGAGAAUUUUGUGAGAAGCAGCAAGUCUCAUUAAAUAAUUUAUGUUGGUUAGUUUUUUAAGAGUUCCUAAAAUGUCUGAGGUAUAUAAUUUGAUAUCUUCCCUGUAUGUGUAUACAAUGCUAUAAAUGGUGGAUUUUUCAACUACAUACAUGUUUAGGGGGGUAUACAGAACGUAAAUGCCCUAAUAAUGGCAAGAUAAAUACAUUAUGCCUGGAUGAUGAGCAGCAUCAGUCAGUAUGUGAUACAUCUGCAGGACGGGACUUAUAUUUUUAGUGCAAUAAAGAAGUACCAUAUGGUACCACCCUCUUAUGCAUCUUUAUUUUAGCUUCAAUGUGCAUUGGUAAGUGACUGUAUGAAAGCACAGAUAUGUUUCAACCCUUUUAUUCUCACAUUCAACAUUAAAAUGAAAUUGUGUUUGCGGUAAGAAGAGACUUUGUAAAUAUGCUAAAUACACUAGAAAGCCAAAUGAUCAAGUACCAACUUGGCUUCAAAGCUGUUGUAUUCUUUGUUGUAUUUUAAUGGCCAGAUGAACUUUGUGUUCUUUACAAAAAGAUUCAUUAGUUUUUGUUUUUUAAUGUGUUACAUCAUUGUUUUUAUUUUGACUCAAGUAUCUACGUUUUGAAUACAGUGACACUAUAGGGCAGUAUGUAUAUCAACCAUUCUAAAUGGCAGAGUACAGAAUGUCACAAAAUCACAGCUAUAUUUUUAGAAACAGAGAAAAUGCAUACAUAGUGUUCCAGCUGUAAUAUAUGUACAUAAUUGUAAGAUUAGCUUUAAUAUCUGAUAACAAAAUGGUAGAAACAUUAAGACAUUUUCAUCAAACUGUGACACUGAAUAAAAACAAUCAAAUGGACACGGUCUUGCAAAGAGUUUGGCAUUUUAUUUACAAAUAGUGCUGAGCAUAUAAAGUAUAUAUGUAUAUAAACAUCUAUCAGACUUCGAGCCAAGUUAACACAUUAUGUUUAAGAUGAACAAAAACACAUAAAAAGAGUAAAAAGCAUAUAGAUUAAAUCAUGAUAAGAUAAUUAUUAAAGAUGUGUAUAGAGAUUGGUUGGAAUAGAAUUGUACAUAUUGUUGUUUGUAUGUAAAUCCAAUGUAGACUGAUAUGUACCACUGUCUUUCAUUCUACCUAUUUGAUUACAACACCUUGGAAUUAUGUCUUUCAAUUUUUUAGAUAAUAUUCUAAAAGAUCUUUCAAAUGGAAUUUAGAAGGGACAAAAAAGAAAGAUGGAACAAAA
Molecule: messenger RNA, 7338 nt
Organism: Strongylocentrotus purpuratus (purple sea urchin)
Lineage: Eukaryota; Metazoa; Echinodermata; Echinoidea; Camarodonta; Strongylocentrotidae
Exons: 28
Coding region: 294-5972 (1892 amino acids)
Biological process (GO): homophilic cell-cell adhesion
Cellular component (GO): membrane
Molecular function (GO): calcium ion binding
Source: RefSeq, a predicted model, not a curated record